ACUCUACGCCCGUGCCUAUAAGUGAUACAUCAGUGCCAGUGUCCAACGCGGAAGACAGAGAAAGAUUCAGCAGCAUGGAAGCGAACGGGACGCAAGAACCACCGCCUCGCCGUAGCCUCGGCGUGGAUCAUGAAUCCCUGCAGCAGCCGCAGAGCGAUCCCAAGAGGAAGGGUGGAUGGAUCACCUUCCCUUUCCUUGGAGUGGCGAUGAUGGGGCUUGGUGUGGCGACGAGCGGCGCGUUGAACAACCUGGUGGUGUACCUGAUCAAGGAGUACAACGUGCCGAGCGUCGACGCGGCCCAGAUCUCCAACAUCGUCGCCGGCUGCCUCAGCUUGGCCCCGGUCGCCGGCGCCAUCGUCGCCGACGCCUUCUUCGGCUGCUACCCAGUCGUCGCCGUCUCCAUGGCCUUCUCCACCCUAUCCUUGGUCGUGUUCACCCUGACGGCGAGCCUGCGCGGCCUCCGUCCGGCGCCGUGCCAGCCGGGCGACGGCGCGGGGCCUUGCCAGCCGGCGUCGGCCGGGCAGAUGGCGGCGCUGUACGCCGGCGUGUUCCUGAUGUGCGUGAGCGCGGCGGGGUCGCGGUUCAACCAGGCGACCAUGGGCGCGGACCAGUUCGACGACCCGGCCGACCGCGACGUGCUCUUCAACUGGUUCUUCAUCUUCUUCUACGCCUCCUCCGUGCUGGCCUCCACGGUGAUCGUCUACGUCCAGGACACGGUGUCGUGGACGCUGGGCUUCGGCGUCUCCGGCGCCGCCAGCGUGGUGGGGCUCGCCGCGCUGCUCGCCGGCGCGCGGUACUACCGCCGGCCCGCCGUGCGGGGGAGCCCGUUCACGGGGCUCGCGAGGGUGGCCGUUGCCGCCGCCAGGAAGAGGAAGGUCAACGUGGCGACGUCAGGGGAGCUGAAGUUUUACCACGGACCACGACGGAGCGGUGACGGCGACGACAAAGCUGGUAACGGUGAGACUGACCAAGCUCCAAGCGACAGCUUCAGCUUCCUGAACCGCGCCGCACUGAUCACCGACGGCGACAUCAUCGCCGCGGACGGGUCGGUGGCGGCCCGGCCGUGGCGCGUGUGCACGGUGCAGCAGGUGGAGGACUUCAAGGCGGUGCUCCGCAUCCUGCCGAUCUGGAGCGCGACCAUCUUCCUCAGCAUCGCCAUCGGCGUGCAGAUCAACUUCACCAUCCUGCAGGCGCUGGCCAUGGACCGCGCCGCCGGCCGCUUCACCAUCCCGGCGGGCUCCAUGAUCGUCGGCUGCCUCAUCGCCGUCGUCAUCUCCCUCGGCCUCCUCGAUCGCGUGCUCCUCCCGCUCUGGCGGCGCGUCACCCGGCACGACCUGACGCCGCUGCAGCGCAUCGGCGCCGGCCACGUCGUCACCAUCGCCAGCAUGGCCGCGUCCGCCGUCAUCGAGCGGCGGCGCAUGGACACCGUGCGCGCGCACGGCGAGGAGGGCAACCCGGCGUGGGUGUCGCCGCUGUCGGCGAUGUGGCUGCUCCUGCCGUUCGCGCUGUCCGGAGCCGGCGAGGCUCUGCACUUCCCCGGGCAGGUGACGCUCUACUACCAGGAGUUUCCCCCGUCGCUCAAGAACACCGCGACGGGCAUGGUCGCCAUGAUCGUCGCGCUCGGGUUCUACCUCAGCACGGCCCUCAUCGGCGUCGUUCGGCGUGCCACGGCGUGGCUGCCGGACAACAUGAACGCGUCCAGGCUGGAGAACCUCUACUGGCUGCUCACCGUGCUGGUGGCCGUCAACUUCGGGUACUACGUGUUGUGUGCCAGGUUGUACAAGUACCAGAACAUCGGAAAGUAAAACCGGGGGGGUGGUUCGUCAGGACCGGAGGCAUCACUCGCUGCAUUCUUGGGUUCUGGCCAGUGACUUGCAGCUCUAUGCAGUGUGCUUUUCGUGUGUGGUGGCUUAAGCUGUUCAGAUUUCCUCCUGUGUAAUAAGAUCUUAUGAAAGGGUCGCGUUGCUCUGCUCUACAAGAUUACUAGCCUUUUCUAAUGGUUUGCAA
Setaria italica (foxtail millet) is the source of this 2007-nucleotide messenger RNA. RefSeq names its product protein NRT1/ PTR FAMILY 2.7. Gene Ontology annotation, biological process: transmembrane transport. Gene Ontology annotation, molecular function: transmembrane transporter activity. The transcript has 4 exons. Gene Ontology annotation, cellular component: plasma membrane. The coding region runs from base 75 to 1805 and encodes 576 amino acids. The record is from RefSeq and is a predicted model, not a curated record. Lineage: Eukaryota; Viridiplantae; Streptophyta; Magnoliopsida; Poales; Poaceae.